AUGGACCGGAGGAAGCCGCGGCUGCUGCUGGCCGGACUCUGGGUCGCCGCCCUCCUGCUGCCGGGCGGGUGCGGCCCCCCGCUGCCUGCCGCCCCCUCGCCCGGCCUGCCCGCCUCGGCGCCGGCCCCGCUGGGGGAGGCGGAGCAGGAGCAGGGCUAUUACCUCCAGCAGCUCUUCGGGCUGUACGGGGAGAACGGCACCUUGUCCUUCCACGGCCUCACCCGCCUGCUGCGGAGCCUGGGGCUGGGCCGGGUGCAGGUGGUGGAGAUGGAGCACGAGGCGCUGGGCCACGGGCACGUCGCCCACCUGGACGUCCUGGAGGUGCAGGACAAGCAUCGCCGCCAGUCGGCCCUGGAGCACGCCGGGGCGGAGCCGCCCAGCCUGGGCCCCGAGCUGCAGGGAGAGAACGGCCCCUCCAGGCCGGGAUCCCCUGGAAGGAACCAGCCAGAGACGGUCCGGCCGCCCCAGGCUGACCCGCCGCCCCAGCCGCCAGCUGCCUCCGGGGGCACCCGCCCGCCCUUGGACACAGAAGGGCCCAGCACCACCUGCGCCCCAGGGCGCCCUGGGAGCCGAAGAGACCCUGUCCAGGCCCCCCCAGCCCUGCCCCACCUGACCCUCCUGGAGAGGGUGCUGGCCCUGGACCACUCCGUCACGGACCACCUGCACGAGGAUUGCCUCAACGUGACGCAGCUGCUGGUGAAUUUCGGGCUGAACUCCGCCUCCAAGAUCACGCCCGAGCAGUUCGCGCUGCUGUGCCCGGCGCUGCUCUACCAGAUCGACAGCCGGGUCUGCAUCCGGCACUACGACCCGCUGGCACCGGAGCCCCUGGGGCGGGCGCUGUGGCCAGUUCUGGGCUGGGGCUUCCUGGCCAUCACGCUGAUCAGCCUGCCCUCGGCGCUGGCCCUCCUGCUGGUGCCCUGGCUCGGCGGCGCCUGCGGCCGCCUCCUGCUGGCCUUCCUGGUGGCGCUGGCCGUGGGGACGCUGUGCGGGGACGCCCUGCUUCACCUGUGGCCGCAUGUAAGUAGGGGCUCGCCGGGCCCCCCAGCGCCCGAGCUGGGAGGCCCGGGGCGAGGGGGCCUCGGUCUGCUGCAGAUCCAUCCCGGGGCGCGUCCGCGCCGCAGCCAGAGCGCCCAGCGGCCCCCCCCAGCCCAGCCCGGCACCUGGGCCCAAGGGAGGCGCCAGGAGACGCCGCUGGAGCACCAGGCCUCGGUGCUGAAGGGGCUGUCGGUCCUGGGGGGCAUUUACCUCUUGUUCCUCAUCGAGCACCUCCUGGGCACGCUGAAGCAGAGACGGAGGCAGCCGAGCCGCGCCACGGGAAGGAGCCCCAGGAGCCCCUCGCUGGAUGCAGCCGGGAGCCGCGGCUUGACCCUGGGGGCGUCGGCUCCUUCCCCAGGUGAGCCUGGCGCUGGCCCUCGCUCCCUGCCCCGCUCCCCACAGCGCCCCCUGCUGGGAGAGGCCAGCACAGGGGCAGCUGUCGGGGCCGCCCGACCUCCCCCGUCCGGCACUCUCAGCCCACGGCCCGGAGCGGGUGAGUCUUCCCGGCAGCCUGGUCCCCAGCCCCGGCCCCCCGCCGGCUCAGGGCUGCUACCAGCCUGCGGCUGCUCUUCCGAAGGCACCGAAGCCGAAUUGCGGCGUCUGACAGCCCCGGGGCCGCACAGCGACAGCCCCGUCUGGGGAGAGGAGGGGGCGAGGCAGCCCGCGCCGGGCGCGGACGGACCGACGGCGGAACUGAGCCACCAGGGACACUCGCACGGCCCGGCGGCUGGCACAGCCGACAUCGCCUGGAUGGUGAUCCUGGGCGACGGGAUACACAACUUGACGGACGGGCUGGCCAUCGGGGCUGCGUUUUCCGAGGGCGUCUCCAGCGGGUUGAGCACCGCCCUGGCCGUCUUCUGCCACGAGCUGCCCCACGAGCUGGGUGACUUCGCCUUGCUGCUCCAGGCUGGCCUGCCAGUCAAGAGGGUGCUUCUCUCCAACCUCAUGUCGGCCUCGCUGGCGUAUCUGGGCAUGGCGGUGGGCACGGCCCUCAGCCAGGGUGCCUCACCCAUCACCCCCUGGAUCUUCUCCAUCACAGCGGGCAUCUUUCUCUACGUGGCGCUGGUGGACAUGCUGCCCGAGAUGCUGCGGCAAAGCUCCGGCGGGAGCCCGCAGGGGCCUGUGACGUAUUUCGCCCUCCAGAACCUGGGCUUUCUCCUGGGAGCCACUAUCAUGAUGUGCAUCGCCCUCUUCGAAGGGCAGAUGAGCUUCCGUGUGGAUCUGUAACCUGGGGGCAGCCGCACUGCUUGCCAAACUCGGGUGGGACAGGGCCGAGGUCACGGGCACCCCCUGCCCCAUGGCUGUUGGCUGCUUCGCAGAGAAUUAGGACCUCUGGACGGUCUUCCUGCUGACGGCAGGUGCAUGACACCCGGGGCAGCCCCCCACUCUGCUCCACGUCUCCCGGGAGCAAGCACGGGUUGUAACUCGGUGGGGCCCUGGGCUGACUAGUGCGGGUGAGGGGCAGCAUUUUGCUGUUCAGUACAGGGAGGAGAGCGUGUGGCCAGCACAGUCCCCUACCCCCGCUUUCCAAAAUCCACCUUCCGUCAGGACACUUCCGUUCAGAUUCUCAGCAUUUGCCCAACGUUUCGGGACAUCGAGUGCACAAGACCAGGCUGAAAACAGCCCAGCGGCCCUCAAGCCACCUAGCCUCCAAGCGACCUGAGCAAGUCUCGGCAUUUCGGAGAGGAAAACGCAGCCGAUCUGUGGGCGAUUUGGGGGUGGGGUACAGGAGACGUCGCUAAAGGGGGCAGAACUGAGCAUUUUUGAGAUGGGGAAAGCGCUGGAGUCCGCUGGGAGGCCACAGCCCCGUGCCCCACGCGAAGCGUGUGUUCAUCGCCGGGAGGAGACGUUCUUCGGGGGAGCGGACAUGGGAACUCUUACCUUCACCAUCGUCCGGGGACAAGCAGCAGCGCUCCUCACUCCUUCCGCUCCACUGCCUGGGAAGGAGCCUCCGAAAUCCGCUGGGCAGCUAACGGUUUAACCGAAUGGAACAAGAAGCCGCCCCCGCGCCUGCCCAUUGAAGCUCUGGUCCUGCCCGGGGUUAGAUUCUGCUGAGAGUUACAGUGGCAGACCAGUUUCCCCACCUAGCCUCUGCCAACAGCUUCUGUAAGGACUAAAUCCAGUGUCAUUGGACUGGGGGGGCAGGAGUUCUGUUCCCAGCUCUGCCACUGACUUGCUGGGUGAACCUGGGCAACUCACCCACCCUCGUGCCUCAGUUUCCCCAUCUGUAAAACAGACAUGAUGAUUCUGCCCUGCUUUGAGAUCUAAUCUACCGCUGAAAAGCACAGCAGGAGAGCCAGACUCCCCCCC
Messenger RNA from Caretta caretta (loggerhead turtle), 3345 nucleotides. The record is from RefSeq and is a predicted model, not a curated record. Lineage: Eukaryota; Metazoa; Chordata; Testudines; Cheloniidae.